Messenger RNA from Hevea brasiliensis (rubber tree), 1490 nucleotides. Its product is annotated as CST complex subunit STN1. The transcript has a single exon. NCBI's taxonomy places the organism in Eukaryota, Viridiplantae, Streptophyta, Magnoliopsida, Malpighiales, Euphorbiaceae. Bases 152 to 649 code for a protein of 165 amino acids. The record is from RefSeq and is a predicted model, not a curated record. Gene Ontology annotation, biological process: nucleotide-excision repair; double-strand break repair via homologous recombination; DNA replication. Gene Ontology annotation, cellular component: site of double-strand break; DNA replication factor A complex; chromosome, telomeric region. Gene Ontology annotation, molecular function: nucleic acid binding.
CUUAUCCUUUGGUUACCAUCUCAUCUCAAAUACGACUAACCCUCAUCCAAACAGACCAUACCGGGGUGGGGGGGGGGGUGUGUUCUCCGAGCCAGGUGCCAACCGGGAGACUAUUAAUCUAACUAUAAUCUGGAACUCAAAAUCUCUAACAAUGGAUCUAAAAUUCCAACACACAUACGUAAAACUCCUGGCCUUCGAUCUCCUCUCUCUCGCCCAAACCCCGUCUCUCUCCUCUUCCGACCCAAUCUUCUUCUCUCGCCUAGGCAAGUCUCUCUCACGCGCCGAAAUCCUCGGCAUCGUAACCACCCGUGAUCACAAACCAAACAAAUUCCUCAAAUUCACAAUCGACGAUGGCACCGGUUGCAUUAGCUGCAUUCUCUGGCUCAACCAACUCACAUCCCCCUACUUCUCUCGCCGCAGCCCUCCAGAUGUUCGAUUAAUUGCCGACAUGGCCGCUCAUUUUGCCUCCGAGAUCAAGAUUGGCGUUGUGGCUAGGGUGCGCGGGAGGAUCUCGAGCUAUAGAGGUGCGGUUCAGAUUACUGUGUCCGAUGUUGUGAUCGAGAGGGAUCCCAAUGCGGAGAUUUUCCACUGGUUGAAUUGCAUUAAGCUGGCGCGCAACUGCUACGGUGUCGCCGCUCCAUGUAAAUAGUGCUGAUGGUUCUAAAAGCUCUUUUUCUUCACUGUAGAUCUCGUUCCUGAUUAAGAUGAUUGUGUUACCGUACACUGAUGACGAUAGAUUAUAAAAUUUUUACUCUAUUGCUAGUAAGUUUUAGCUAAAAUUUGAGGAGCCAAUUGUGGAAAUGGAAACAUUCACAGUAUGGCCAUGGUUGCCUUCUAUUUCUUUGUUGUGGCUUUUAAGCUCCAUGGUUGAUGGAGCCCAUUGAUAGUAAAGGCGGUUGUUGAAACACGUUACUGAUGUGGAGAAUUGGUUCAUGGAAGCUGAUGCUAACCUACACACAUGGAGUUAUACGUUAGAUAUUUAUGAACCUGAAAGCUACAAAAGCAAGUCAUGACAAAAUAGUAGAUGCUGUUGAUUGGAAGAAUUAAAGUUUUGCCAUGUGAGAGAGCCAAAACAAUAGAACAUCAUCCUCCUUUGUUGCCCAUCGAAAGAUUUUUGCAUUUAUAGCUAAGCCAUUUGAAAAGCGCUGAUCACUGAUUCACUUACUUCGAUUUGAAUUAGAGUUAAGAGUUAUUCUCCGCGGUGGAUAAUUCUCAUUCGAAGGUUCUAUAAUUAACAGUUACUUGUGGUCUGUGGAUAGAAAGGUAUUUGCUUUAGUUGGUGUCUUUUAAUGAUAUAGCUGCGGAGGCAAAUUCAUGACCAAUUAGAAUACAUGGACAACUGAAACCAUCAGCAUGCCAGUGAAAUGUGGGAGUUUAAGUGUUUAGUCCAGCUUAAGUAUGAUCCAUGAGAAAAAUAUCAGGGCUAUUUUGUUUAUGUUAGUAAAAGCAUGGAAUUGGAAUUGCUACACAAAUUUUAGUGUUAUUUUCAA